This is a messenger RNA of Pleuronectes platessa (European plaice), 2650 nucleotides long. RefSeq names its product Kruppel-like factor 1 (erythroid) (gene klf1). Gene Ontology annotation, molecular function: DNA-binding transcription factor activity, RNA polymerase II-specific; RNA polymerase II cis-regulatory region sequence-specific DNA binding. Gene Ontology annotation, biological process: regulation of transcription by RNA polymerase II. The record is from RefSeq and is a predicted model, not a curated record. The transcript has 3 exons. Lineage: Eukaryota; Metazoa; Chordata; Actinopteri; Pleuronectiformes; Pleuronectidae. Bases 237 to 1313 code for a protein of 358 amino acids.
GAGAUUUGAAAUAAGACUCACAGCUGACAGAGAUAGACAAGGCCGAGGAGGGAGAGAUAUCAGGGGAGGGAUGGAGAGAGGGGGAAACAGUUUGUGAGGCCUUUUAGCUCGGACUGGACUGUGAGGGGGAAGAGAGGCCUGGGCUGCAGGCUCUGACUUUCUGUUAGCUGAGGGUCAAGUAGAAAAAGAACAGAAAGGAAAAAUUAAAAAGAGUUGUUGUCAUAACAAAGUGCUUGAUGGCAGUUACCCAGGCUGUGCUCCCGUCAAUCAGCUCCUUCUCCAGCCUCGCUCACUCCAGCAGCGACAACAUGAAAGUGUGGAAGUCUGAGGGCGGCUCUCUGCCUCUGGACUCUCUCAGUAACAGACCCAGCAUCUCGGAGCAGCUGCAGGUCUCCAAGCAGAUGACAGAGGAGCUCCUAGACGACGACAGCCGAGCAUCUUGGGACAUUGAGUUCCUGCUGUCUGACUGGAGCAACCCCUCUCCUGAAUUCAACCCUUCUCUGGAGAACUGUGAUCAGCGGCUGCUCGACCCACACACGGCCUACCAAGAGGUGGCCACGUUUAAGGAGCAGCCAGGUCAGGAGUGUGUGCAGGUGAGAAGCGGCAGCUUCGUGGCAGAGCUCCUGUCCCCUGAUCAAACCACAACACACCAUCCAGAGCUGUACCACCAUUACAGUGAGGCACAAACAGGUCGGACUUCCGCUCCCAGUCUGGCUAACGUAGAUCAGUUUGGCUUCCUGCAAGGAGGCCGAGGAAACCACAAUAAGGCCUCAUCAUGGGACUAUAACCCCUACUAUCCCCAGCAGCACCCGUCCAUGGUGACCUACCCCGAAAGCAGGUUCAUCUCCUCUCAAGCUGUGACCACUGACCCUCAACACUACAGCUACAUGCCCGGCUACAGCCACAACGCCAACCUUUACUGUGACUACACCCACAGCCAAGCCAGCGGUCAUCUGCCCCAUCACCAGCAACCCCUGAUGGUGGGAGCCCAGCUGCCCCCUGCUGGGGUGGAGGGGAAGCGUGGUCGGAGGGCAACAGGGAAGAAGAGGCCCGCCAUCCACAGCUGUGAAUACCCCGGCUGCAGCAAGACCUACACCAAGAGCUCCCACCUCAAGGCUCACCUUCGCACGCACACAGGGGAAAAGCCCUACCAAUGUUCAUGGGAGGGAUGCAACUGGAAAUUCGCCCGCUCUGAUGAGCUGACGCGUCACUACCGCAAGCACACGGGCCAGAAACCCUACGAGUGUCUGCUGUGUCAGAGGGCCUUCUCCCGCUCCGACCACCUGGCUCUGCACAUGAAGAGACACACUUGAAGCCCACACGCACGCACACACGCCAGACACACGCACACACACACACACACACACACACACACACACACAAACAGGGGUUUGAUGUUGUAAUUGAUUACUCAUUUGGUUCAAAGUGCAAAUGUUACAAGUCAAAGAUUUAAGAUUCCCUUUUUUCAAAAAAAAUAACGAUUGAUAUCCUGUGCUUACAAAAAGGACCAUUACAUCACAACAAUUUCUUCAGACUCAUGAAAAGAGUCAUAAUUUAUGCAGCAAAAUUGCCAUGAGAGGUCUACAUUUCCUAUAGUUCGACCUGGAUGCCACCAGCUAAUCAGGUGCAUUAGACAAUGGUCACAUACACACAAAUGUUUCUGUGGGGAAACCUCGCCCCAUGGGAGCCUCGUCCCAUCAGCCCAGGUUUAUUUAUUAUUAAGUCUAGGUUAUAUCACAGAUUGAAGUCAGAUUUAUUACUCAGACAAGUCAAGUCAAGAAUAAGACAUUGGAGUCCCUUACUGGUGUAAUGACUUCCCCGUACUUUAAAGGUCCAGUGUGUAAGAUUUAGGUGAAAGGAAUCUAAUGGCAGGAAUUGAAUAUGAAAUAAUCCUAUUAACGUAUUCAGUAGUAUGUUUCACUGUUGUUUUCUUUAUCCUAAAAGGACACCAUGUUUUUUACAGUCGUCCAAACUGGACAAACUAAACAUAUUUCGAGUUCUAAUGAGAACUGCAGGCUGCCACAGGUUCUCUGUGAUCUUUGGAAGGGGAGGGUGAGGUGAGGGGGAUUCAGCUGCAACAUGCAGCUUCACCUCCAGAUAACCCUGAAACUAUAAAUCUAAUAAUAACGCCAACACAAAGACAUCCGUUCUCACCAGAGCCACGUGGACAAACACUGUACACACUAUGGGCACGUAGACACCAGCAGACUUAAACACUAACAACAUAUAUACCAAAAUAAUAUACGUGACAUAGGUUAUCAUAGUGUAUCCUGUAGGAAGUCACGGCUCACUCGGCUACCACCACUAUGGUAAUAAUGAUUGUAAAUGUAAGUAUAUGAUUGUACAGUCCAUGUAUGGUUGUGUAUUUUUCUGUCAUCUAAGUUUGUGUUUUGUCUGUUUCAGGGAAUUUUUAUUUAAAAAAAACAAGUGUGCUUAUAUUUCUCAUUUUCAGAUCUGUAAACAAUAUGCAUCUUUAGCUGUUGCCUAUUAUAAUCUAAAAAUGAGCAACAUAUUUAUUAACACAAUCUUUUAUAUCAACAGAAGGUAUUAUAUUGUUGUACAAUGUUUUUUCUAUUCUCAUAGUGCUUUAAAGUGUUUUAAAUGUUGUUAUCUUUGUUAUAGUUCCAAUAAAGGCCUGUAAUGCUUUAAA